Messenger RNA from Colletotrichum spaethianum, 3405 nucleotides. RefSeq lists its product as uncharacterized. The transcript is spliced from 3 exons. Lineage: Eukaryota; Fungi; Ascomycota; Sordariomycetes; Glomerellales; Glomerellaceae. The record is from RefSeq and is a predicted model, not a curated record. Bases 1 to 3405 code for a protein of 1134 amino acids.
AUGCCUUCGUUGAAUGAUGCCUACAGCCUUGGUGAGAGUCUGGAUGCUGCCACUGCUCAACAACUCGAGGACCUGCAUGUUGGCCUCGAACUCGCGGGUGAUGAAGUUACGGAUCUCGAUGGCGACAAGCGAGUCGAGAGGGUAAUGCGACAAGCUGCGAGUGACGUCGAGGUCUUCGGUCUCCAUCAUGAGCACAGCGGCAAUCUUCUCGACCAGACCGCGGCACACGACCUCCAUGGCCUCCGUCUCGCUGCGCGACGCCUUGAGCGCGGCAUUGAGCGACACGGCGCCGUUGGCACCAGCCUCGGCGGCGGCAAGCUCCUCAGCUGCCAGGCGGAGGGCUUUGAACUUGGCGUCUGGCGUCCAGAAGGGCUGGAUGGUGGGCGUGAUGCGCAUACCCGUGAUGACGUGGUGGUUGCAGACGGACGUCUUACCCGAGAUAGAGGCGCCGAUGAGGGCGAGCACCUCGGCCUCGCAGAUACUGUCGGAGCCCAAGUUCUUGGCGACCUCGGCGGCACGCUCAGCGCUGCCAUCGGCCAGGUAACCGGCGUCGGAGACAGCGGUAAGAUCGAGGGAGGUAGCGGGCAGACCCAGGGCGAUGCGGUGCUGGACGAAGGCGUUGAGGAAGCAGUUGGCAGCGGCGUAGGCGGCUUGGCCACGGUUGCCGACGGCUCCGGCGGCGGAGGAGAUGGCGAUGAAGAAGUCAAGCUCGGUCUGACGCUCUUGGAGAGCGUGAUGGAAGUUCCAGGCACCCUGAACCUUGGACUCGGUGACGGAGAUGUAGUCAUUGAACUUCAUCUGCUCAAAGAGGACGUCCUGCGGCAGGCCCUUGAGACCAGUGUUGAACAGCUGCUCAACGCUGGCCUUAUCGGCGACGUUGCAGGAGCGGACGGUGACGUGAGCACCCUCCUCAGCGGCCUCGUCAAUGAGGACCUUGACCUUGCCAGUGGCGGAACCGCUACGGGACAGGAGUACCAAGUUUCUGGCGCCGUGCUCGAUCAUCCAUCUGGACAUGCUGCGACCAAGACCACCAGUACCACCGAUGAGGAGGUAAGUGGCGUCGGCCUUGAGAAGAGCCUUCGCAGCCUUGGAAGGCGUUGCCAUAACAACAUCCUCAGCAUGGGGGACGACGACAAGCUUGCCGGGGCCCUGAGUGGUCUGAAGCGUCUUGAAGGCCGUCUCCAUGCAGGACACGGGGAAGAUGGUGGCAGGGUCAAUGGGGCGGAGCUGGUCGUCAGCCAAGAGUUUGGAGACGUCAGUGACCAGUCUCUCCAUGAUCUUGGGCCUCUCGGCGGCGAGGCCAAAGAUAUCGACGCUCAAGAACGAAGCGUUGUUAUCAGACUGGCCCAUGUCGAGGCGGGUGGCGCGAGAGCCAUCCUUCCUACGAACAUCGACGAGGCAGCCGAAGCGGCUGAGACAAGCCCAGCUCUCCCUCAGAGCGUCAGCGCCCGGCAGAGUGUUGAGGACAACGUCAACACCCUCAUCGUUGGUGGCGCGCCUCACAGCAGCUCUCCAGGUGGUGUUGCGGCUGUAGAAGAUGUGGUCCUCGGGGACGUUGUAGUGCUGCAUCAGGAGCUUCUUCUUGGCGGCGGUGCUGACGGUGACAAAGAUCUCGGCACCAAUCAUCUUGGCGAGACAGACAGAAGCCUGGCCAAUGCCACCACCAGCGGAGUGGACCAGGAUGCGCUGACCCUCACGGAGGCGUGCCUGCUCGAUCAAGCUGUAGUAGGCGGUGCAGUAGGCCAGAGGAAGAGUGGAGGCGUCCUCGAAAGACAUCUUGGAUGGCAUGGGCAUGACGUUGGCGGAGGUGGUGCGAGUGCGCGUGGCAUAGGCGCCGUGCUUGAUGGUGAGGGCGGCAAUGCGAUCGCCAGCCUUGUGAGCCUUGACAGCGGAGCCGACUCUGGUGACAACACCAGAAGCCUCGACACCAAGGGCGUGCUUGUCGGCGUCGGGGAUCUGGCCCUUAGCAAGCAUGACAUCGCGAAGAUUCAUGCCAACAGCCUUGACCUCGAACUCGACCUCAUCGUCUCCGAGAGGCUGGGUAGCAGAGACAUCAUCAACGAAGUGCACCGUCUCGAUGGCACCGGGAGUAGAGAACUCCAUCUUGAGGUAUCGGUUGUCCUUGCCAAAGGGCUGGAGCUCGACAACGCUGGGGUUGGUCUCGCGGUGGACGAACUCGUUCAUCUCCUCGUCGUGAACAAUGCGGGGGGUGAAGAACCGGCCGGAACGCUCCAUGAACUCAAGCUCGCUUGUGGACGAGGCAUUGGCGCCGAAAGCAAGCUUAAAGAUCUCGAAGAUAACGGCAGAAGAGUCAUCCUCGUCCAGCUGGUUGUUGUCGUCAAGAUCGAGAGUCGCGAAGGGCAGAACGGUCUCGGAGCGGACGGUUCUGCUAAGACCGAUGAUCAUGUUGGACUCGGGCGAGGUGGCCUUAUCGUAGGCACCACGGACAACCCACAGGCAGCCCUGGACGCCAGCAAGCAUGUUGCGGACCUCGGCGAACUGCUCCUUGGUAGGGUUGGCAAGGAAGGGCUGCUCGAUCUCAGUGAGGACGAUGGUCAGCUUGCCCUCGGUGUUGACCUCGUGCAUGCCACCCAUCUCGGGAAGUCUGGAGGUAGCACUGGCCAGGGCAAUGGCGAGACCGUUGGCCAAAGUCUGCUGGAAGUUGGAGUCGCCGUGGAUGAUGGCGACAUCAACGUCAGGCAGAGGAGCGUCAACCUUGACUCCGAGAGCGCCGUUGAUCUUGGUCUUGGCCUUGCCAGAGAGCGACUUCAAGUUGCCAAUGUCCUCCCACUCGAGCUUGUAGCAGAGCUCGCGAGCGGGGUUGCUGGCCAACUCAGUCUCACCAUCAAUGAUGGGGGAAACGGUGAGCUCAUCAAUCUCAAUGACGAGGUCAUUUUUCUCGGAAGUGGCGAACACAGAGACCUUGGUAGAGCGGGCCUCGGCCGGGAAGUCAGCCUUGCAGUAAGCCUUGAGAGUGCUGCCAGGCGUCUUGGUGAGGGCGGUGAUCUCGCGGGCGAUGGACAUCCUGCCGAUGGAGGAGGGCAGGUAGACGGUGUUGAUGUCGGUGCGGCCGGCGCCAAGGAUGGGCCAGUACAUCUCGAUGACGGACUCCAGGAAAGUCGGGUGGAGCACAGUGCUGGUCUGGUAAUGGUUGGGCAUGUCGGCGGCGACGUCAAAGGCUGCGAUGUUACCCAUCGCGUACUUGCUGGAAGCCUUACAGUCCUUGAUGCCCUGGAAAGACGGUCCGUAUCCGACACCGAGCUCAGUAAGGCGCUCGUAGAUGUCGGCCUCAGCGACAGCAACAGCCUCAGGACCCUCGCUGGCCUUGAUGGUAGCCUCAGCGCCACGAAGAGCGGCCAGCUUCUGCUCCUUGCCGUCGACCUCGUUGGUCUCGGUGGUGUGUAG